AUGGCCGACGGUCUCCAGAUGGGAAACCUUUCCAUUAACGAAUCUCAGCACGCGCCCCAGGGAGCCAGCAACCCCCCUACUGGCCGCGCUGCCUACAUCCCUCCCCACCUGCGCUCGCGAGGUGGUAACGCUCCUGCGGCCGACGCCGGUCCAGCUCCCGGCCCCGGCUUCGGUGGCCCUCGCAACGGUCCUCGUGGUGGUAACUGGGCUAACGCUAAUGCUCCCGACUUCAGCCCUCGCGGCCCCGCAAACGGACAAGGCUCGUACAGCGGCGGCGGCGGUAACUACAGCAGUGGUGGUGGUGGUGGUGGUGGCAGCGCUCCUCGUGGCUCCGGAGAUGGUCAGUGGCGCGAUGGCAAGCACAUCCCCGGUCCUGCCAACGCCCGUGUUGAGCGCGAGCUUUUCGGUGUUCCCAACGACCCCUCCAAGCAGCAAACUGGAAUCAACUUCUCCAACUACGACGAUAUCCCCGUUGAGGCUUCGGGUAACGAUGUCCCCGAGCCUGUCAACACCUUCACCAACCCCCCUCUUGACGACCACCUCAUCUCUAACAUUAAGCUGGCUAGCUAUGUCACUCCUACCCCUGUGCAGAAGUACUCUGUGCCCAUUGUCAUGAACGGCCGUGAUUUGAUGGCCUGUGCCCAGACCGGUUCCGGAAAGACUGGUGGUUUCUUGUUCCCCAUCCUUUCCCAGGCCUUCCAGAACGGCCCCUCCGCCGUCCCUGCUCAGGCUUCUGGCCAGUUCAGCUACGGCCGCCAGCGCAAGGCCUACCCCACAUCCCUCAUCCUUGCUCCCACUCGUGAGCUGGUCUCCCAGAUUUUCGAUGAGGCCCGCAAGUUCGCCUACCGUUCGUGGGUCCGUCCCUGUGUCGUGUACGGUGGCGCCGAUAUUGGCUCCCAGCUCCGCCAGAUCGAGCGUGGUUGCGAUCUGCUCGUUGCCACCCCCGGUCGUCUGGUCGACUUGAUCGAGCGUGGCCGUAUCUCCCUCAUCAACAUCAAGUACCUUGUUCUUGACGAGGCUGACCGCAUGUUGGACAUGGGUUUCGAGCCCCAAAUUCGCCGUAUUGUCGAGGGUGAGGACAUGCCCCGUGUUGAGGACCGCCAGACUCUCAUGUUCUCGGCCACCUUCCCCCGUGACAUCCAGAUGCUUGCUCGUGACUUCCUGAAGGACUACAUUUUCCUCUCGGUUGGUCGUGUUGGUUCCACCUCCGAGAACAUCACUCAGAAGGUUGAGUACGUUGAGGAUGCUGACAAGCGCUCCGUCCUGCUUGACAUUCUCCACACCCACGGUACCAGCGGUCUUACCCUGAUCUUCGUCGAGACUAAGCGCAUGGCCGACUCUCUCUCCGACUUCCUCAUCAACCAGCGCUUCCCUGCUACUGCCAUUCACGGUGACCGCACCCAGCGCGAGCGUGAGCGUGCCCUGGAGAUGUUCCGUAAUGCUCGUUGCCCCAUCCUGGUCGCUACUGCCGUUGCUGCCCGUGGUCUCGAUAUCCCCAACGUUACCCACGUCAUCAACUACGAUCUUCCCACCGACAUUGACGACUACGUCCACCGUAUCGGUCGUACCGGUCGUGCCGGUAACACCGGUAUCGCCACUGCCUUCUUCAACCGUGGCAACCGUGGUGUCGUCCGUGACCUGCUUGACCUCUUGAAGGAGGCUCACCAGGAGGUUCCUGCUUUCCUGGAGAGCAUUGCUCGUGAGGGCUCUGGCUUCGGCGGCCGUGGCGGUCGUGGUGGUGGCCGUGGUCGUGGCUCCUCCAACGCUACCCGUGAUGUGCGUCGCUUCGGCGGUGGCAUGGCCGGUGCUGGUCCUUCUGCCAACUUCAGCAGUGCCUACGGCGGCGGUGGUUCCUCCUACGGUGGCAGCAGCGGCGGCUACGGCGGUGCUGCUCCCUCCUACGGCGGCAGCGGUGGUGGUGGUGGUAGCUACGGCGGCGGUGCCUACGGUGGUGGUGGCGGCGGCGGCAGCUACGGCAACCCGUCUGGCCCUACCGGCCCCUCUUCCUGGUGGUAA
This is a messenger RNA of Penicillium pulvis, 2016 nucleotides long. RefSeq names its product DEAD/DEAH box helicase. Gene Ontology annotation, molecular function: RNA binding; ATP binding; RNA helicase activity. Lineage: Eukaryota; Fungi; Ascomycota; Eurotiomycetes; Eurotiales; Aspergillaceae. Gene Ontology annotation, cellular component: nucleus. Bases 1 to 2016 code for a protein of 671 amino acids. The transcript has 3 exons. The record is from RefSeq and is a predicted model, not a curated record.